AUGUCCUGCAACAGCCUGUGUGUCCCCAGCUGCGGAGUGGCCACCCCGGCCCCUCUGGCUGACACCUCCAACGAGCCCUGCGUGCGGCAGUGCCCCGACUCCACGGUGGUCAUCCAGCCCCCGGCCUCGGUGGUCACCUUCCCCGGGCCCAUCCUCAGCUCCUUCCCGCAGCAGAGCGCCGUGGGCUCGGCCGGAGCUCCCUACGUGGGAGCAGGCUCCGGGGGCGCCUUUGGAAGCCGUGGCGGCUCCGGCGGCUUUGGGGGCUUUGGGGGCUUUGGGAGCUAUGGAGGUUACGGCGGUUUUGGGGGCUAUGGUAGCUGCGGCCGCGGUUCCCGCUCCUUCGGGGGCUCCUGCGGGCCCUGCUAA
Molecule: messenger RNA, 366 nt
Organism: Pyrgilauda ruficollis (rufous-necked snowfinch)
Lineage: Eukaryota; Metazoa; Chordata; Aves; Passeriformes; Passeridae
Product: claw keratin-like
Exons: 1
Coding region: 1-366 (121 amino acids)
Cellular component (GO): intermediate filament
Molecular function (GO): structural constituent of cytoskeleton
Source: RefSeq, a predicted model, not a curated record